CCCCGGGUGGGCUCCGUGCGGGUCGGUGCGGGUUCCGUGCGCUCCGCUGUGCUGGGUGCGUGUCGUGGGUGCGUGUGCUCUCGUGGGGACUGAGAGGGUUGUCAGACAUUGGAAUAGGCUGCCCAGGGAAGCGGUUGAGUUCCCAUCCCUGGAGGUAUUCAAAAAGAGAGUAGAUGAGGUAAUCCAGAACAUGGGUUAGUGGGCAUGGGUGAUGGUUGGACUCAAUGAUCGUGAAGGUCUUUUCCAACCUAAAUGAUUCUAUGAUUCCGGGCUGUGCGCUGCCCGGGGAGCUGGCGCAGGCAGCAGAAGCCCCACUAAAUCCGGGUUUAUCUGGCUACAGGUGACUGUGGGCCAUUGCCAAAUAUAAGACACGCAGAGCCCCCGGAGGACGAGAAACAUCGGAGAAGCUUCAGGGUGGGCUCCAAAGUAAGGUACAGCUGCCUCGGAGAUUAUGUGAAACGCCCCUUGCUGUCAGAUACGAUACAGUGCCUUGCAAACUCCCAGUGGUCCAGCCUCCCGGAGUUUUGUGGUCGUAAGUAUUUCACUUUCUUGAAACAAGUUCCUUAGAGACGCACGCUGCUUAUGAAAACAUUUACUGCUUUAGCAAUCGCUGUUUCAAGGGUUUCCCCAUCCAAAGUGACACACGAUCGAGUUGCAGGUCAGAAUGUCUCGCUGUUCCUUCUUCCUAACUCUGCUUAGUCCGUUGGUGCCAAGUGCGAGCACUUGUGUGUUAAUAAAAAUAGAUGAGUAGCCUGGAGAAGCACAGGAAAGAGGAGCAGAGCUGUAGUGGCGAAGCGCUGGCGCAGCUGACUGCUGACACAAGAGCUAACUAAGGGGGAAGGUUUGGCAUUGGGGAUUUGCAAACCUCCACAGUGAGAACUGGCUGCACUUCCCCACCUCAAACGCUUCAUCGGUGGAAUUGGCAAGGGAGGUAGCUGUCCCGGCCCGCCACGUGUGCGUUUCGCUAGAAUAUCACAAGAAGAUGGGAUGCAGAACUUUUAUCCUGUUGGUGUCUCGGUGAAGUAUCAUUGUCGCUCAGGCUAUGAGAACACCACAGACCAGCUGCCCACCAGCACUUGUUUUGACAAUUUAACAUGGUCAGAAGUCCCCGAGCUGUGUCAGAGGAAAUCUUGUGGUAUUCCAGCAAAUCCAGAACAUGGCAAGGUUAUUACAAAUGAUCAUCUGUUUGGUGCAAAAGCAGAUGUAGUUUGUAACCACGGGUACACAUUAAAGGGAGCGUCACGUGUCAUCUCGUGUUCCCUAAGGGGAGAUGGAGUUGCCUGGAGUCAACUGCCAGCUUGCCAGGCUAUUUCUUGUCCUCCGCCUCCAGCUAUUCCCGAUGGGAAGCACGACGGCAACGGUACGGAGUUCACGUACAACUCAGUCGUGCUGUACACGUGUGACCCUGGGCUCCAGCUUGUGGGAAAUGAAACUCUGCGUUGUACAACGGAGAACAGUGUCGAUGGCAUCUGGAGUAGGCCUCCUCCCGAAUGCAGGGUUAGGACUACAGCAGUGACAAACCACACUGAACCCCUGGAAGAGAAUAUAGCAGAGAAUCGUUACUGGCUAGCAGGUAUCCUCAUCCCUAGUUGCAUUGUUGCCGCAAUAGCCCUUGGAAUUCUAACUGGGAUCAUCGUGAAAUGGAAAGACAAUAAAAACCACUCUUAUAACAUGCAUUUACAAAAACACGAGAUGAAGGGAACGGAUCCACUGAUGCACCCAAAGAUAACAGACGAUGAGAAGCAGCCCGUGCUGUGGCGUUCCUAUUUUUGCCACGCGACGAGUUGCCACGUGUGUCCCACCUGCGAAGAGCAGCUGCACGCCGCCCUGGCCCCCCGCGCCGAGCCCGCGCGCGGCGGCUGUGCCGUCUGCGAGGACUGGCUGAGCGCCCGGCCCGGCACGCCGCGCACCUACUCGGUCCUCAGCAUCGGCGCUGGGGAGAGCCGAAACCCGACAGGCACGAGCUCUCCUGCCAAAGCUGCAGGUGUGCUGAGGGCUGACGGCACAGGCGAAGCUGUUCCGGAGCGGAGCGAGGCAGAGCAGCCCAUGGACCACAAAAGCAACCAUCACGUCUGUCCCACCUGUGAGAGCUGGCUGCGCGCCCACCUUGGCCAGUGCGAAAGCCGUCCUGUGGCACCCGGGGAGCGGCCGGGGGGGCCCCGCCGGCAGGACGAGGGCCCGCGGGGUCCCGUCUGCCCUCCCUGCGCCGACCGGCUGCACCUCUCCCUCGUCCACCGCGACACGGCGAGCUGCCCCGUGUGUCCCCUGGCCAGAGAGGGGACCCCGGCUCACCUCGUCCCCCGCUGCACCCCCAGCUGCCACGUCUGCCCCGUCUGCACGGCGCCCACCCACACGCACCUGUGCCAGGAUAAAUGGCGACAGCUGUAGCAUCCUUAGCGGCACGAAGCUGGUCGGAGAGAAGGGAGAGUUGCUACACUAACUCCUGAUGUCAGGGAUGAAGUUCUAAGUGCAAUAAGGCAACCUGAAGUCCAGUGUCUGACUUCACAAUCAAGAAUUUCUUUGUGAAGAAGCAGGAAAAUCAAACACACUUCAAAUCCAGCUGCGUGUUGGUUUAAUGCCUACUUUUUCGUUUGUUUUGGUACGGAAAAAACUAUUUUUGCAGCUCUUAAAGUGAGGCUUUAAAAAUUCAGUAAACGUUUCUUUCCACUAGGAAAAUAAUUUCAUAGUAAACACUCUCUUUGCACAAUCUUGCAAGAUUCACUUAUAUUUUUUAAACUACUUUUUUACUGAGGUUCCUUUACCAGUGUGCAGAUACGAGUGCGAAAAUUGCAGUAUUUAUAGUAAAACUGUUUUGUAAGUAAAAGGAAUAUAAAAUAAGC
Harpia harpyja (harpy eagle) is the source of this 2840-nucleotide messenger RNA. Its product is annotated as CUB and sushi domain-containing protein 2-like. The transcript is spliced from 14 exons. Lineage: Eukaryota; Metazoa; Chordata; Aves; Accipitriformes; Accipitridae. Bases 988 to 2388 code for a protein of 466 amino acids. The record is from RefSeq and is a predicted model, not a curated record.